This is a messenger RNA of Malania oleifera, 2068 nucleotides long. Its product is annotated as pentatricopeptide repeat-containing protein At5g56310. The record is from RefSeq and is a predicted model, not a curated record. Gene Ontology annotation, molecular function: RNA binding; protein binding. Lineage: Eukaryota; Viridiplantae; Streptophyta; Magnoliopsida; Santalales; Ximeniaceae. Gene Ontology annotation, biological process: RNA modification. The transcript has 2 exons. The coding region runs from base 100 to 1791 and encodes 563 amino acids.
GUGGAUAUCCACAGGCUGUCGGGUGUUUUCUUACUCGAAUCAGGGGAAGAUUAGGGAAGGUAAAGGAGGAAGCUGGCCGGACCACCGACAGGACCAUGAAUGCGAGUGACUGUGCGCGAGCGAGCAGUGCACCAAUCCAUCAUUCUAAGACCACCCCAAGUUCCUCCAUAUCACUUCUCUCUGUUAAAAUAUGAACGCUGCAUAUCAACGGCUCCAGACGUGGUUCCUCUGCUGAAUCUGUGCUCCAACGUCAAACACUUGUACCAAACUCAUGGCUUCAUGGUUCGCAGAGGGCUGGAUCGGGACAACCUCCUCCUGGGCAGAUUCAUUGACGCCUGCUCUUCUCUAGGCUUUUCAGACUAUGGCUAUUCAGUCUUUACACACAAAACUCACCAACAGGGCAAUGACAUCUAUCUCUUUAACACCGCCAUCAGGGCUCUCUCUCGCUCUCCUACGCACUCUCCCAAAGACGCCAUCCUUCUCUACAGUGGCAUUCAAGUUGCAGGCCUUCGACCUGACGCUUACUCCCUCCCCUUCGUCUUGAAGGCUGUUGUUCGUCUAUCCGCAGUUGAAGUCGGAAGAGAGAUACACUGUCAAGCUCUUGGCACAGGGUUAGAACUCGACGUUCAUGUGGCGACGGCUCUCAUUCAGAUGUACUCUACGUGCGGGUGCGUUUCCGAUGCCCGAAAGCUGUUUGACGAAGUGUCUGUGAGAGACGUGACCUUGUGGAAUGCGAUGGUAGCUGGUUAUGCUAAGGGCGGUGAUGCUGAUAAUGCCCGCGACUUGUUCGAGCAUAUGCCUGACAGGAAUGUAAUUUCGUGGACUGCCAUGAUUGCUGGUUAUGCUAAGAUGGAUCGAUCAGGUGAAGCGAUUGCAAUGUUCCGGAGAAUGCAGCUGGAGGACGUGCAGCCUGACGGAAUCACAUUGUUGGUUAUGCUCUCGGCUUGUGCACAUUUGGGUGCCCUUGAAUUGGGGAAAUGGAUCCACAGCUACGCAGACAAGCAUGGAUUUUCUAGACGCAUUCAGCUUAACAAUGCCCUGAUAGACAUGUAUGCAAAAUUAGGGAAGUUAAACAAAGCGCUAGAAGUUUUUGAAAACAUGGAGCAUAGAAGCGUUAUAACUUGGACAACAAUGAUCGAUGGACUGGCCCUACAUGGGCUUGGAAAAGAAGCUGUUGAUAUGUUCUCUCGCAUGGAAAGUGCUGGAGUUAAGCCAAAUGCAGUUACUUUUAUUUCUAUUCUAUCUGCUUGUAGCCAUGUUGGAUUGGUUGAAAUUGGUCUUGGAUAUUUCAACAGUAUGGGUUCAAAGUACGGGAUCAAACCAACAAUUGAGCACUAUGGUUGCAUGAUUGAUUUACUUGGGCGUGCCGGUUACCUCCGAAAGGCACUGGAAUUGGUUAGGGUAAUGCCAUUUGAAGCAAAUGGAGCUAUAUGGGGUUCCCUUCUCGCUGCUUCGAGAAUUUAUGGCAAUGCUGAGCUUGCCGAACAUGCUUUGCAGCAUCUAGCAAAGGUGGAACCCUAUAAUGGCGGAAACUAUAUGCUUUUAUCUAACAUAUAUGCUGCCCGUGGUUGGUGGACUGAAGUUGGGGUAGUAAGGAAGGAAAUGCGGGACAAGGGCAUUAAGAAGACGCCUGGUGGGAGUUUCAUUGAGGUGAAUAACAAAGUUCAUGAAUUCAUAGCCGGUGACAGAUCACAUCCAAAAUCUACUAGGAUAUAUGAAGUUUUGGGCAAGAUAAACUGGCAGUUGAAGAUGGCUGGUUUUGUACAAAUGGAAUGUGAGAUGGAUGCAUGAAUCAAGCAAGGGAACAAAGCUUUCCUACUUAUGUGGAGACUUCCUCUUUGUUUGAAACUAACUUUGUGCAUUAUAGAAAGAAUUAUGCAACAUGACUUGUAAAGGUGCUAUAGCUCCCAAGAAAAAUGUGGAAAGAAUUUUGCGAUUGAAAAACUUAGUAAAUUGGAUUCACAUUGACAAGAUGUAUUUUCAGCUAAAUGUAAAUUUACCAAUGGACUAGGCUAGCACAUUCAAUGGUUAUCUUAUCUACUAAAGCGAUACAUGAACCAUUUUUCGA